AUGCCAAACGGAUAUCAAUCAGAAUUUCGGCACGAUCACGGCGAGCAUCGCUCGCGAACUGAAUAUAUUCUCGCGGGGGUGGAAGCAUCGAGUAGAAGUGAACCACGGGUGCUGGAGAGGCCGUAUCAGUGCAAAAAGAUAAAGCGGAGGUCAUUGUCUCGUAUGCAAUCUAUUCCUGAGGAUAAACCGAUCGCAUCCACUUCCGCAAAUACGCGAGCAUCUGAGAAUAAUGUACAGAUGCGAGGGAAAUCGAUCCAGAUAACGGAGGAGAGAGACGAAGACGAGGAAGACGAUGAUAACACUUGCUGCCAUCGCGCGACUUUUUGCAACCCGAUAUUACGGGAGAUUCUCGUAACCGAUGUGAUAUCCGCGUGCUUCGAUUUGCAACUGACAUGGGCGGAUCUCUUCUGGCUCGCGACCGUGGCCGGCAUGACCAUGCUGGUCUGGGCUGUUCUGUACUUUCUGCUGGGCGACAUGGUACUACCAGGUGGCAAUGUCUUCGGCCUCUUGCUUCUCGUCGUUUUCUCCUACACGCUUGGCUGGACCCUCGUCUAUAUUCCUUGGCUGCAUCUGCCGCCCAUCUUCGGCAUGCUCCUAGCCGGUAUAAUAUUGCGCAACACCGACAUUUAUAAUAUACAUGACGAACUCGGGCCGGGCACAACAUCCAAGAUCAGGACCUUCUGCCUGACUUUCAUCAUGGUACGUGCCGGUCUACAGCUGACGACGACUGCACUGAGAGCGCAUCCUAUGUUCGUGAUGAUCCUCGCGCUUGUACCGUGUACCAUCGAGAUGCUAACGCUCACUGUCUCGUGCAGAUAUCUCCUCGACUUUCCGUGGAAUUGGUCUUUCAUGACAGGGACAAUUGUGGCCUGCAUGUCCCCCGUUGUAACGGUCAACUGCAUGCUCACCCUAGCUGAACAAGGUUAUGGAGAAGAUAAAGGAUUCACCAGCUUAUUAUCCACAGCAGCGUCUAUCGAUGACGUUCACAUCGUGUCUCUGUUUUCCAUCUGCUUCUCUUUCGUUUUUAGCAACGAUGACGGGAGAACAGAAUGGUGGUCCUAUAUCCCCGGCGGGAUUCGAGAUUUCCUUCUAGGACUUAUAGUGGGAAUUAUCUUGGGUUUUGCUCUGGCCUUUUUCCCUCAUCGCAAUCACAAACACGCAAUGUGGUAUCGCAUCGGCGGUUUGGCUCUCGCAUCUUUGAUGUGUACCACAGCAGCAUCGAGACUGGCGAUUACAGGUGGAGGAUACCUCGCUACCAUUAUACUAUCGUUUAUAGCAAUUCACGGAUGGCGAAUCUUGACAGUUUCGUACGAUACGACGCCUUUCCAUAAAGCAUUUUAUUUCUUGUGGCAUUUUGUGCAACCGAUUUUAGGGGGCGUGAUCGGUGCCGAUAUCGAUUUUAGAAACUGGGCUAUAUUAAAAUUCGGGCUCUACCUGGCCUGUAUACUAAUAGGUAUAUCCGUACGUAGUACUACCGCCUUUCUAACGACGCUUAGAAUGCCUUUCACGUGGAAAGAACGACUUUUCGUCGCUAUAUCUUGGAUACCGAAAGGAACUUUACAAGCAGCGUUAGCGCCGAUGGCAUUCGAACGUGCUAGAAAGGAGGACGACCCAACGAAAAUCGAAUUAGCCCUCGAAGUAGUAAAGAUUUCCGUAAUCGCUAUAGUAUUUCUGGCCCCGCUUGGUGCAAUCGGCAUGAUGACUACCGGCCCCUUUUUCCUCAACAAGGUCAGUAUGGAGGAACUCCAAAGGGAGCGUGAAUUGAGCUAUUCGCACAUCGUCGCUCUGCAACCUGUUAGAACGCACAAACAAAGAAAGAAAUCUACAAUCAACAAUACCGUUAAGACUUUUCCGCCAAUAGAAUCGACACCAUAGCGUUAAGUAUAGAUGUAUUUAUU
Messenger RNA from Formica exsecta, 1898 nucleotides. Its product is annotated as sodium/hydrogen exchanger 9B1-like. Bases 1 to 1875 code for a protein of 624 amino acids. Lineage: Eukaryota; Metazoa; Arthropoda; Insecta; Hymenoptera; Formicidae. The record is from RefSeq and is a predicted model, not a curated record. Gene Ontology annotation, biological process: proton transmembrane transport. Gene Ontology annotation, cellular component: membrane. The transcript is spliced from 9 exons. Gene Ontology annotation, molecular function: antiporter activity.